Molecule: messenger RNA, 4555 nt
Organism: Leptopilina boulardi
Lineage: Eukaryota; Metazoa; Arthropoda; Insecta; Hymenoptera; Figitidae
Product: probable multidrug resistance-associated protein lethal(2)03659
Exons: 11
Coding region: 350-4303 (1317 amino acids)
Biological process (GO): transmembrane transport
Cellular component (GO): membrane
Molecular function (GO): ATP hydrolysis activity; ABC-type transporter activity; ATP binding
Source: RefSeq, a predicted model, not a curated record
UUAAAAAAAAAGAUUUUAUUCACAAAUUAAAUUUGACAUCUACUUUUAAGGAAUAAAAAUAUUUUUUUUCUUUUCUAUUAAUGUGUGUGUUUUUGUAAAAAAAAAAAUGAUUUGUGCCUUACUAUUAUUUUUGUUAACAUGAUGUGUUCGUUGCACAACAGUUUGAAAUUACAACUGACAUUUUUUUAUUUUAAUACUGUUAAAAGUUCUUUUUUAAUCUAGCAAAAAAAAAUUUGAAAAAACAAAUUUUUUUUUUGGUGUUAACUUAUUUUUUGUUUUUAAUUUUUUAAUUUAUUUAUUAUUGUCAGUGAAGUGAAUUAUUUAUUAUUUGAAAAAAAAAUAAAAUAAAAUGUAUCAAAAUAAAAAGAAUCGUCAGAAAAAUCCACAGGAGGGAAUUAAUCUUUUAUCAAAAUUAACAUUUGCAUGGGUUAUGAAAUAUUUUCGUGAAGGUUUCAACAGAGAUUUAUUGGAGGAUGAUCUCUUUACACCUUUGACAGGUCAUUCGAGUUAUAAUUUAGGUGAACAUUUGGAUAAUGUUUGGCAAUCUGAAAGAAAAUUUGAUAACAAAAAAAAAAGUUAUAAACCAAGUAUUUGGAAAGCACUUUUUAAAUGUUUUGGAUUUGAAGUAUUUAAAGUAGGAUUACUACAAUUUUUCUCAGAAGUUGUCAUAAGACUACCGCCACCAAUUUUUCUCGCAAAAAUGUUAAGCUACUAUAAUGGUAAUAAAAAUAAUAUGUCAACCGAUGAGGCAUAUUAUUGGUCGACUGGUUUAAUUUUAUGCUUUCUUUUAUCGGGACCAUUUUUUCAACUUGGACUUUUUAAAAUGCUUGUACUUGGAAUGAAAUUUAGAGUUGCAUUGUGUGCUCUUAUUUACAGAAAAUUAUUAAGAACAUCAAAUUCAUCGAAUACAGAAACUACAGCUGGUCAAAUUGUCAACUAUUUAAGUAACGAUGUAAUGGCCUUGGAAUUAAUUUUGGUUUGUUUCAAUUACUUGUGGAUUGGUCCAAUAAAGACAAUUAUAAUACUUUAUUUAAUGUACACGGAAGUUGAUUUAUCGGCAGUGUUUGGCGUAAUAUUUUUAUUAUUACUUGUUCCAUUGCAAGGUUCAGUAUCAAAAUAUGUUUCAAAAUUAACAUUGAAAGCAGCAUCAAAGACAGAUGAACGUCUUAGAAUAAUGAAUGAAAUAAUAAUGGGCAUACAAGUUAUUAAAAUGUACGCUUGGGAAAAGCCAUUUUCUUAUCUUGUUAAUAAAGCAAGAGAGCAGGAAGUAAAAGCGAUAAGAAAUUGUGCCUUUGUGGAUAUUGUCGUCAUGUCAUUUCAGUGGUAUGCAGCUCGAGUUGGAAUUUUCAUCACAAUUGUCGCUUACGUUUUUCUUGGCAAUAAAAUCACUGUCGAGAAAGCAUUUAUGAUAACGGCAUUUUACAAUGAAUUAAAAAAUUGCAUGAAUAUAAUGUUUACAUUUGCCAUGCAACGUCUUGCUCAAUCAACAGCAUCAAUUGAACGUAUUCGAACUUAUCUUUUAAGUGAUGAACUUGGAGAAGAAUUACAAGAAAUUUCCAACAAUAAUUUACAAGAAAAAUAUCCCUCAAACGUUGUUCUUUCAUUAAAAAAUAUUUCAGCCAAAUGGUCAUCUUCUGAUUUACAAGAGUCAAGAAAAUAUACAUUAAAUGAUAUUAAUUUUACCGCACUAACUGGUUCGUUAACAGCAAUAAUUGGUCAAGUUGGCGCUGGUAAAUCAAGUCUUCUUCAUUUAAUAAUUGGUGAAUUACCAAUAAAACAGGGACAAUUUCAUAUUGAUGGUAAAUUUAUGUACGUCAGUCAAGAACCAUGGAUAUUUGCCGCAAGUAUUAGACAAAAUAUUCUUUUUGGUCGUGAAAUGAAUAAAUCGCGUUACAAUGAUGUAAUUAGAGUUUGUCAAUUGGAAAGGGAUUUAACACUUUUUCAACACAGGGAUCAAACAAUUAUUGGCGAAAAGGGUACAACAUUGAGUGGUGGACAACGUGCAAGAAUUAGUUUGGCACGCGCUGUCUAUGCGGAUGUUGAUAUUUAUCUUUUUGAUGAUCCAUUGUCGGCUGUUGAUGCACAUGUUGGUAGAUCGAUAUUUAAAAAUUGUAUUUGUCAAUUUCUCGAUGGUAAAACGAGAAUUUUAGUUACACAUCAAUUGCAAUAUUUACAGAAUGUUGAUAAUAUUUAUGUAUUAAAUAAUGGUUACGUUGAAAUGAAUGGUACUGUUAAUGAAUUGAAAAAUUCAAAUCAUGAAUUUUUAUCAUUUUUACAAAAUGAUGACAAUAAUGAAUUAAAUAUUGUGAAUGAAAAAAUUGAUGAAACUUUAAAUCAAAAUAAUGAGACAAUUAUUUCUGAGGAGGAACGUGAAGCAAUUGCAGAAUAUACACAAACUGGUAAAGUUUCGAAAAAAGUGUUUUACGAUUAUUUUAAAGCCGGUGGAAGUAUUUGGAGGAGAUUAUUGGUUUUUUGUUUUAUUAUUAUAAUGCCAUUGUUGGUUAUUGUUGGUGAUUAUUUUGUUACAUAUUGGAUAACAAUAUUGGAGGAGAAUGAUAGAAGGAAAGAAUUGAAUGGUACUGAUUUUGGAAAUAGUGAAACAAUGGGAGAAAUAACAGAAGGAAAGAAAGAAGAAAUUGACAAUAAUGAUGAUGUUUGGUUUGUUUAUGUUUAUUUGGGAUUAAUUUUAGCGACUGUUGUUGCGGUUUAUAUGAAGUAUUUUAUGUUUAUGUCAAUGUGCUUGAAGGCGUCGAAAAAUCUACAUGCUUCUGUUUUUUCGAAUAUCACUAGAACAACGAUGACGUUUUUUCAUAAUAAUCCAUCGGGAAGAAUUAUGAAUAGGUUCUCCAAAGACAUGGGCAUAAUGGACAAAUUACUUCCCCAAGCACUAAACGAUGUGUCAUCAUUUUUCACCUACAUGAUGGGAAUUGCAAUCAUGACAGUUGUAAUAAACUACUGGAUGUUAAUACCCCUAAUUAUUUCACUUAUUUUUCUCACAAUGUUAAAGGAAAUUUACUGGCGUACAAGUCGCAGCGUUAAGAGACUCGAAGGAUUAACUAAAUCACCAAUGUUCAGUCAUUUAAAUGCAACAAUCCAAGGAAUAACAACAAUAAGAGCCUUCAAAGCAGAAAAUUUAAUGAUCAAAGAAUUUGACGAGAGUCAAGAUUUAAAUUCAUCAGCGUGGCUUCUAUUUGCAGCAUGUGGUCGUGCAUUUGCAUAUUACGUUGAAAUAUUGUGUACAAUUUAUUUAGCAGUUAUUAUCUAUAUUUUUCUUUUAUUUAAAGAUAUGAGUUCAGCGGGUGACGUUGCAUUAAUUAUAACACAAACAAUAUCAAUGACAAUUUUGGUACAAUGGUGUAUGUUUCAAGUUGUUGAAGUACAAACAAAUAUGACAUGCGUUGAACGUAUUUUGGAUUAUAAUAAAAUUCCCCAAGAACCGCCAUUUGACAGUGAUCCAAAAGUAAAACCAAAAAAAGAAUGGCCUGAAUAUGGAAAAAUUGAAUUUAAAAAUGUUUCAUUAAAUUACAAUGAUAGUGAUAAAGCGGUAUUAAAGAAUUUAUCAUUUUUGGUGGAAUCAAAGGAGAAAAUUGGUAUUGUUGGACGUACUGGUGCUGGUAAAUCAUCAAUGAUUGUUGCAUUAUUUCGUUUAGCAAAUUUAGAGGGUGAAAUUAAAAUUGAUGAUAUUUCUAUUGAAACAUUGGGAUUACAUGAUUUACGUUCAAAAAUUAGUAUUAUACCACAGGAACCAUUAUUAUUUGCCGGUACAUUGCGCGCUAAUCUCGAUCCAUUUGAUGAAUAUUCUGAUGAUGAAUUAUGGCAAUCUUUAGCUGAAGUUGAAUUAAAAAAUUAUGUACAGGAUAUGAUUUCGGGUCUAUAUGGUAAAGUAACGGAUGGUGGGGCAAAUUUUAGUAUUGGACAAAGGCAAUUGUUGUGUUUGGCAAGGGCAAUUGUGAGAAAGAAUAAAAUUUUGGUACUUGAUGAAGCAACAGCGAAUGUUGAUCCACAAACUGAUAAUUUAAUACAAAAAACAAUUAGAAGUCGAUUUCAAAAUUGUACAAUUUUAAUUGUUGCACAUAGACUGAAUACUGUUAUGGAUUGUGAUAGAUUUAUUGUUAUGGAUGCUGGUGAAAUAGUGGAAUUUGAUCAUCCACAUUUGUUGCUACAAAAGGAAAAUGGCUAUCUACAAGAAAUGGUUCGACAAUGCGGAAGUGAGACAUCAUCUUCAUUGAGAACAAUAGCGGAAGUGAGUUAUCAAAAACGAAGAAAGUACCUGAAUUCCAAAGAAGAAAAAAUUGAAACAUAACUAUAGUGGAAAAUUAGGCAAAAUAUUUUUUUUUUUUUUUUUUUUUUAAGUAUCUUGUAGUACAUUAAAUUUUAAUUAUCUAAUUAAUAAUAUUUUUAAUAAUUGUUAAUAAUUUUAUAAAAAAUUUUAUUUAUUUAACUAUAAUGUAAUUUUUACUAUAUGUAAAUUGUGAAUGCAAAAAUUAUAUUUUAAAAAGCGAAAUAAAACGAUUAUUUGUAAAUAGUAAAAUAAAAAUAAUUUUAAUAAAAAAAA